Xiphophorus couchianus (Monterrey platyfish) is the source of this 2998-nucleotide messenger RNA. RefSeq lists its product as uncharacterized. Gene Ontology annotation, molecular function: catalytic activity. Bases 166 to 1998 code for a protein of 610 amino acids. The record is from RefSeq and is a predicted model, not a curated record. The transcript is spliced from 3 exons. NCBI's taxonomy places the organism in Eukaryota, Metazoa, Chordata, Actinopteri, Cyprinodontiformes, Poeciliidae.
UGGCCAUCGGGUGUGUAUGUGCGUCGCUACUUUGAGGCGCGCAGACCAAAAAAUAACAGCAUCCGUUUGGCUCAUAUGUCAGAGACUGGUAUACUGCAGCAAGACAACGUAUCUGCAUCUGUAGCACCGCAAAUGAGCAACGGCCACGCAGAUCCUGAUAAAUAAAUGACUGAUAUUAAUAUUGUGUCAUAUAAUGCGCGAGGUCUGCGUGUUGGACACAGUGAAACAGACAGAGCGCGUCGCCUUGUGGUGGACAAAUUACUGGAGACUUGUGAUAUACUGUGUGUGCAGGAGACAUUCUUAGCUAAACAGGACCUGGAGAAGCUGAAUUGCAUACACAAAGACUUUUACGGCGCUGGUGAAUCCACUACCGACCUUAGCACCAGAAUAAUUCGGGGAAGGAUAGCCGGUGGUGUUGCAAUAUUAUGGCACAAAAAAUAUGAUCAACUGGUUGAUGUGAUUAGACUGGGUGUGGAUUGGGCCAUAGGGCUGAAAUUUACUUGUGGAGACAAACAUUUUAUUGUUUUAAACAUAUACACACCUUAUGAAUGUCCUCAAAACGAAGACGAAUUUCUUAAUAGACUGUCUUUUAUUAUGUCUUUUAUGCAAGAUAAUCUAUCUACUUGUUUUUUUAUUGUGGGGGAUUUAAAUGCAGAUGUUACAGAUAAACAUUCUACAUUUGCUACGCAUUUAAUGCAAUUCUGUCACAGUAAUGCCUUAAUUCUUUCUAGUAAGGCACUUUUGCCUAACAACAGUUACACCUAUAUUAGUGAAUCAUGGCAUACAACUUCCUGGUUAGAUCAUUGUAUCUGUACAGCUGAUGCUCAUGAUUCCAUUCUGGGAAUUCGUGUCAACUAUGACCUUGCCACCACUGACCAUAUACCAUUCUCCUUAUGUGUAAACAUGAAUUGCAUACCUUCUGUUUUGCCUGUAGACUAUAAUAUAAGUACAGGAAAAAUAGCAUGGGAUAACUUGACUGAAAAAGAUCUAUCAGAUUAUUGCUAUCAAACUAAUGACAUGUUCAGCAAUACAUACUUACCAAAGGGAGCAAUCUCAUGCCGUGAUAUGAAUUGUAAAGACCCUCAACAUGGUAUUGAGUUAUGUACUCUGUAUGAGAAUGUUGUGAAAUCCCUCCUUAUCUCAAGCAAGCCACUGCAUAAAACCAUCUUGCAUAGCACCAAGCCGGGUUGGAACGACUAUGUAAAAGAACAUCAUGCACAGGCCAGAAGGGCUCUUAAAGCAUGGGCCGAUGCAGGUAAACAGAGACAUGGCCCCUUGUUUGAAUACAAAAAACAAGCAAAUGCUAAUUUUAAACAUUUUUUAAGAUUCAUAAGGAGACGUGAAAAUACUAUGAGGUCUGACUCUCUUGCUAGAAAGUUAGGAAAUAAUAAUGUUAAGGACUUUUGGAAAGAAAUAAAGAAAGUAAAUAACUGUAAAACGUCACUUCCAUCUACUAUUGAUGGUGUUACUGGUGUAAAAGAAAUCACUCAGUUAUGGAAAGAGCACUACAGUGCGCUGUUUAAUUGUGUCAAAAGUGACAUUUCUGACAUAGGAAGCAUUCACAGUAAUGAGAAUGUGAUUGUAUCCCCACAAGAAAUAUAUCAUAUAAUUAUGACACUGAAAGACAAUAAGGCCUGUGGGAUGGAUAACAUAUCCACUGAGCAUUUGAAAAAUGCAAGUAAAAAACUCUGUGCAUUACUCUCUAUGUGUUUCACUGGCUGUCUAGUACAUGGUCUGCUACCUAAAUCAAUGUUAUCUGUCAUUCUGGUACCCACUAUUAAAGACAAAGCGGGUAAGAUUAGCUCCUUGGAGAAUUACCGACCCAUAGCUUUAGCUAGUAGUUUGUCGAAAGUUUUUGAAAGAGUCCUUCUAAAUAGGCUGGAAGAGUUUCUUUUGACCUCUGAUAAUCAAUUCGGUUUUAAACCCAAACAUGGUACAGACAUGUGUAUUUUUGUGCUACAGGAGAUUUUAGAUUUUAAAAACUCCCGCUCUUUCUGAAAUUCCACCUUCAGGAAGUCAUCACAACAUGGCUCCUCCAUCUACCCUUUAAAAAGAUUUCCUCAGUGUUUCACUGAGCAGCAGUUCGUAUGAUGCGCAGUUCCACCAGGUGUUUGCUAAUUGCUGCUGGCUAGUCUGAAGGAGCUCAGAGGAGGUGUUGGGGGGGGAGAGCUGCUCUGUGAGGCAGACGCUUUGAAACUGCAGCUCCAAGGAGGAGUCAUCAAAGUCAGCACUCGGCUUCACCAAGGGUUCUGCACAGAUGAGUUGUUGCCACGGGAGAUUAAAGGAUUUCUCAAAGAUGCAUGAAAAAUAUUAGGGCAACACGCAAGGCUUGUUUUUGAUGAGAGAAUAACAUUACAACAUGAUGUGAAGUUCAGAAAAGUGAAUUUUACAUAAUACUCCCCCUUUAAGUGAAAGAAGACCUUGAUAACAUUUCUAUUGACAUAUUUAUUUACUUGCGGCUGAAUGAAGAUUAAUAUAUAUUUGUGAGUAUUUUAUGCAAAUCAGUCUAUUUCUAGUAGAAAUCAGGUAUUGCUGAGUUUAAAGUUUAGAUGAUACAAAAUAUGUUUCCUUUAGCAGAAAUUCAUCAACAAAGGUAAACAGUAACGUUAAAGGUUUUCUUGAUUUAAAUUGGUGGUCUUAACGCGUUGAGGGACAUUGAAGGACAGCGUUCACAUGAAAGGUUUUAUAAUCUUUUAUUGUGUUCUACCAGGCGUCCCUGGAAAUGUUCUGCUGAAUUUGUCAAACCAAACUGCUCGGACUUUUACUUUUUACGUUGCAGCCAAACACGAGGCGAUACGAGAGAAAAGAAACAGAGACGUCUUUUGUGAUUUAGUUUCAGUUUUCAGGAAAGCACAAAACAUCUGUAAGAUAAAACUAACUUGAUUUGAUAUUUCUUAAAAUUUUAAACUUAAGAUUUCCUGAUUUCAGCCUACAAAGACUUAUCUUUAAAUUGAAACGUUUACUGUUUGUAGCCGAUCGGGUGAGGAGUUGGCCUGAC